Paramecium sonneborni is the source of this 249-nucleotide messenger RNA. Lineage: Eukaryota; Ciliophora; Oligohymenophorea; Peniculida; Parameciidae. The record is from the annotation of a GenBank genome assembly.
AUGUCAAAUUAGAAUUUUACUCAUAUUCGAUUUUAAAAAAAAGGUCUUGCAAGUAUGAAUUUUUAAAAAUUGUAAAAGUAUAUAUUGCUAUAAACUAUUUCAUCUUCAGAAAUUGGAUUGGCUUCAAAAAGGUACAUUGAAACUUUUUUUAAUAGUUUAUCAACAAUGAAUUAAAAGACUUAUAAGAAUGUUUAUGUUGAUGUAGCAAAUACCUUCUUAGUUCUUUUUAUGAAAAAGAAUAACAUAUGA